AUGGAAUAACAUAAUUUAAUUCAGGAAGGUAACAUCAGCAGUAACGUUGCUAGAUAAUAAAACGCAAAUAUCAAGCCUCCAAUUUUCACAGAAUUUUAAUUUAAGCUUAUUUUUGGUUUACUUGGAACUGCUCUGGCAAGUGGAAUGACAGUCGGAGUCAUUAAGAUCAUGGGUAGUCUUUUCUUGAAUAAAAGUGCUUGA
This is a messenger RNA of Tetrahymena thermophila SB210, 201 nucleotides long. Its product is annotated as transmembrane protein, putative. Lineage: Eukaryota; Ciliophora; Oligohymenophorea; Hymenostomatida; Tetrahymenidae. The transcript is spliced from 2 exons. The record is from RefSeq and is a predicted model, not a curated record.